Molecule: messenger RNA, 822 nt
Organism: Pieris macdunnoughi
Lineage: Eukaryota; Metazoa; Arthropoda; Insecta; Lepidoptera; Pieridae
Source: the annotation of a GenBank genome assembly
AUGAAUUCAAUGUCUAUGGAUAAGGACGAUGCGUCGUCUCUUCUCGCCGUUGCUACUAAUCAUCCUCUAGAACAAUUUGUUUUACUAGCAAAAGGUGCAAAGGGUUCUGCAUGCGCCGAACUCAUUAAACAAGUUCUGGAAGCACCUGGAGUUCAUGUCUUCGGAGAACUUUUAGAAAUGCCGAAUAUUAAAGAGCUUGAAACUGGACCCUAUGAAAAACAUUUUAAAACACUAAACCUCUUUGCAUAUGGAACCUACAAAGAAUUUUUGGAGAAUACAUCAGAUUAUUUAGAAUUAACUCCAGCUCAGUGUAAAAAAUUGCAACAUUUGACAAUUGCAACUUUAGCCACCCAAGAAAAAUGUAUUCCGUACAGUGUGCUAUUGAAAGAAUUAGAUAUUAAAAAUGUUAGAGAUUUAGAAGAUUUAAUUAUUGAAGCUAUUUAUGCUGAUAUAAUUCAUGGUAAAUUGGAUCAAGAAUGCAAACGUGUAGAAGUAGAUGUUGCAUUAGGCCGUGAUGCGCGCUUAGAAGAUGCAGCUGACAUUGCAGAUGUUCUUGCUGGCUGGUGUAAUGCAUGUGAAGCUGUUCUAACAUCAGUAGACCGUCAUAUUGUGAGAGCUAAUAAUCACAAACAAAGAUCAAUUAGGCAUCAGCAAGGCAUUGAUCAAGAGAUAUUAUACAUAAAGAAGACAUUGAAGGCUCAAGCAGAAAAUGAUGAAUCAGCAACAGGUGGUGGCAGUGAGUCUCACUCUGCUCCUAAAAAGAACUCGGGCAAAGGCAAAAUACCUCGCAAUUCUGCAAAGUUCUGGCAAAAAACAACAUAA